UGCACAGCACAAUGGGCACGGUAGUGCUCUACUCUGCUCCCCCUCGACAACAUGGCGGAUCGAUCAGUCGCGGCGAGUGUCAGUCUGCCGUUGCCGCCGCAUCAGUCUAAUAACGCGCCAGCAGCCUUCCAGCAAGCAUCAGCCUCUAACCUCAAGUCGUCCAACAACAGAUAGCCGAGCCAGCGUAUUCGCCUACUUUGUGAUAUACAAACGUCCUGUGUGUCCGACUUUUUCUAAUAACACGCCUUCAAACUCGCCGAGGAACUGCUCUGCAGCAGCUUUCGACGCAGACGCGAAGAGCUUGUGCAUAUAGUGCUGCAUCGUGUCGAGAGUUCGCCUGCACUUGCGUCCGAAUCCUGUGUGUGUGUAUCUCUGUAUUCGAGCUUGACGAAAGCUUUCCCGUGCCUUUGUUUUACGUUAUACGCAGAGACGUCGUGCGUGUGACAUCAUCGUGAUUCCGUCGUCUAAAACAGUGCGCACAGUGACUAGCUGAUGUAAGAACGCCGGAGGAGGGUGUAGCCGCGUGCUGAGCAAUACCACCCCCUCGAGGAGGAGGAGGACGGAUCCACACAUACACACCUGCAUACACACCUGGGCUGUGCCUACUCGCGCUUCUGCGGAUUUUCGUGCUCAAUGUCGAUGUUUAUGAAGAGUGAUUUGUUGCUCGUCAUGCGCGAGCAUCGUUAUACACGACGAAGUAAGGAAAUGAAGUUGCAUUAAAAGUGCAGAUAAUAAAAGUCUCAAUUCGUCACUAACUCAAAGUGUGCUCAAAAACAAAGAGAUGCAACUGCCAAGUAUAAUAAAUCAGAAUUGAAACAAAAAAAAAUUCUGAAACCUCAGAAAAAUCCAUUCGAUAGUUGUUGGAAAAAGUGUGCGUUGAAAAAGAUAUACGAUAAUGACUUGAAAAAAAAACUUAAAUGGAAAAAGGCAUUGAAGAAACUGAAGAUUGGAUAACAGUUUGGUUUUACAACAGGAUGUGAAACACAUCGUACGUCAAACCGUAAAACAAUAUGAUAACGAUCGAGCAUGAGCACUAUUUAUUGCUUCGAGACCGACAUUUUCAUUCAACACGAGCUGUAAUUUAAUUUUGCACGUUCGAAAUUGAAAAUGAAUCAAAAUAAAUAGUUACUCUCUUGCGAGCAAAACAAAAAUAAUAGUGCAACCUCCUCGCUAAAAGCAUAUCUCCAUGAUAAAUCGCUAGUAACGUGAACCAUCUGAAUUCAAAAGUGCAAAAACAGAAACACUUCCACACGUUCGCUCGAGGCUGGAGGACAAUCUAAUAAUCCGCGCGGAGUCGUCGUCGACGCUCAGCGUCGUCAAGGAGUACUCAUCGGAACAGCUGCUGCGGCGGCAGGCCGAGGAGGCCUGUCUGGAGAAAGGUAUCCUGGAGUCACGUCAGCGCAAUGUCGACGAGGACUGCAUCACCGGCAGCCUGGAGCAAGACGACGAUGACGACCCGUACGAGUACGACGAAGACAUACCGAGGACCGAAGCGGAGGUGCAUCGCGCCACGGGACUGCUACAGUUGUCCUUGUCGUCGAGUAGUCAGUCCUCGGGGACCGAUAAUGUCUCGCAACUGUGGACAUGCCAGAGUUGUGGCGGUGGACCCAGUACCCCCAUCUUCGUGCUGAGCUCGCCUGGAAAUACACCCUUUCUAUGCAGCGACCGGGUGAGCCAAAUGACCAAGACUUAUAAUGAUAUCGAAGCAGUGACAAGGCUUCUGGAGGAGAAAGAGAAAGAUUUGGAAUUGACGGCGCGCAUCGGCAAGGAGCUCCUCUCACACAACCAGAAGCUUGAGUCAACGGUACAGGAGCUCGAAAAUGAGUUGAAGACAGCGAACGAGAAGAUCACCCAGCUGACGUACGAGGUUGGCAAGAAGACCGAGCUCAUCCAGGUGCUGACCAACGAUGUCGAGGAGUCGGGCGGCUCGGAGGCCGGUACGCCAACCGGCUUCCGGGGCAUCAACCUCGACGUCAUGCAGCGCAAGAUAAGCACUCUCGAGGACGAGAACAAGCAGCUCAGGACCGAGUUCUCCAAACUCGUGCACGAGGCCGACGACUGCGAGGAACAGGAGGCUCGGCUCGUCAAGGAUAUCGCCAACCAACUGGCAAACGCCAACAUGGAGGUGGACGGUAUAGCGGAGGAGUUGGACAGGCAGAAGGAGGAGAACAGGCUGCAGCAUGAGCAGAUCAUCAACUUGACGGCGAAGCUCUCCGAGACGGAACUAAGGUUAGCACAGUUGAUGGCCGAGCACGACGAGGUCAACACCAACCUCACCAUCACGAGGGAGAACCAGAACGCUCUGGCCGAUGAGCUGGCCAAGUUCAAGGAUCGCUACGCCGAGGUCGUGAGCAUGCUAUCGGAGACACAGGAACAGCUGAGGAACCAGCGCAAACGGUCUAUGCCCGUGGCUCGCGGUGGCGCGCUGUUCCCGUCCCUCAUGGCGGCGCCUCAGCCGGACAGCAUCGCACUGGAAUUGGAGUCGUCGCUCUACUCCGAGUCGAGUUUGGAUUCUGGCAUUAGCGCCGAUAGGAUACCAACGUACAAGAAGGUGUUCGAAACGGUCAAGAGCGCCUCUCGGGCAUCAGCAAACACUACCACUGAUGGUCAUCAGUUCCCGCGGCUGGGUUCCAUGACCACAUCGACUUUAUCAAGCAGUUCCUUUGGACCACGAAUGAGUUCCACCAUGCAGGGACGAGGCAGGCACGUCGGUUCGACCUUCCCAAGCCUCGACUCUACAGGUCACAGUGAUAGCGAGGGUUCUCUUCUCACAGAUUCGGAAGAUUAUCCUGGCCCACAACAGACGGGCGUCCCAGGUGCGCCUGGUGCUGCAGAUCUCGAGGCGGCGCUGCGUAGGCUGACUCCCGCAGAAGUGAUAGCUCGUCGAGCUUGCCUUAGUUCUGGUGCUGGUUAUAGCUAUGAUUACGACGGAGGUAUGCAGUCACCGCCGAACUUCGUGCCGUUUGGUUGCCGCACGCCUGACAGCAUCAUGUCCACGGGUAGCAGCGGCAAUUUGAGCGGUUUCAGCGGUAACAGCUCUGCGAGCUGGCGUUUACCCGAGAAGCUGCAGAUAGUCAAGCCAAUGGAGGGCUCGCAGACCCUUCACCAUUGGUCACAACUCGCCACACCGACAUUAGGUGGUUUAUUAGAAGACCGGCCGGGUGUAAAGACCCGUGGAGGUCGAGGUCUCGAAGAUCUCGGUUUGGAAACGUUCACGCUCACCGACGUUGAAGAGGACGAGGAAUACCUCAACCCGGGCAAGCUCUUCCAGGACACGGGCUCUGUCUAUACAUAUACCAACAGCACAGUCAUGCACCCGGACGACCACACGAACCUCACCUCGAGUGUCGUUUCCAGCCGAGUCGCCAGCCAGCCCAACAGCGGUAUGAACUCGGGCAUCAACACUCCGCGCAUGCUGAGUCGUCGUAACUCCACGUCUACGUUCUCUACGACCCUUGGACUCGCUAAGAUGCUUAACGAACGCGGCAUCAAGGCAGUUACGCCUUCCUGUGUCUCAACACCCAACGCAGAGAAAAACUUUACGCCUACGACGACGCCUUGCAACAGUCCCGAUGGUAGUCCCGUACACUCGAGAUCAGCUUCUCCGACGCCUUCGUCUUCCUCGAUGCCGUUUGGUUUGUUUGCGACCGGGGCCGAGCUUCUUAAGCGAACUUUUACCGGCGAAUCACCUCAACAAACGCCACAACAGACACCGACGAAUAGAAAGAGCAGGCGCGAAAACUUCAAACAGAGCAAGAAACAGCAAGGCGGCGGAAGGCUAGUUGAAAGGCUAGAACGUAUUGGCUUUGAUAGCAUUAUGGCUUCGGGCACAGGUAUGCCGCAAUUGGCUCUUCAAGGUGCUCUAUACUCACGCCGUGAGAGUCCGAUGGCGCAACUUACAUUUUUGAAAGGUUCGAUGUCAUCUGAGAAGCUGGGUUCUGAGGCAAGCUCUUCCACUUCGAGCUGCGGUGCUUCGUCUAUCAGUGAUGACUCACGUUGCGGAGUCUCCUUUGCCACCGGCAGAGAUGAAAGAUCUAAGACGGAAAACGACAUUGAAAAUUUCGCCUCAACUAGGAGAGCAUCGGCGAGGCAAAGGCGUAGCGGCGGUGCAAGAGCCACGAGGCCGGAUCUUGGUCAAGUGAGACCACCUUCUGGUGUUACAGGCUCAUCAUCUACAGUGCCCGUUACAAAGGAAUCUUCGGCGGCACAAACGGCGCUUGGUACUAUUAGUUCGCUCCUGUUUGGUCGUAAGGGCGGUUUAUUAUAAGAAGUUAUUAAGGGCAAUAGUUAAGCUUUUACAGUCUGAUGCUAAACGAAUCGAAGAUUUUUCGUUGAUUUGGCUUCAGAUUUUAGAGGGUUAAUCGAUGAUACCUUGGUUCUGAUAUUCAAAGUAAUAGUUAUUUCUGAAAACGAUCAAACGAAGUACGGUGGUAAAUUUUAAAUAUACAUUGUUAAUACAUAUAAAUAAAUGCGAUUGACAAGUUUUUAUUUAUAUUAAUCUGUUAAUAUAUUUAAAAACGUAAUGAGUAAGUAACAAUUCAUAAGUUUUUACCGAUUAGGUAUUAUGAAAAGUGCAUCGUUUUCAACGUGAUUUGUUAUCUAACCAGGGUCAUUAUCGUUGCUCUUGACUCACUUUGAACUUCUAGCAGUCUGAUAGGUUUACAUUUAAAUAAGUAUGCAAAAAAAUAAAAAAUGCCCUUCGUUAUAUUCCUCCUUUUGACGCAAAUAUGUCGGAGACAUACUGAGGGGGAUUAUUACUUUCGGAUUUUAAAGAGCAAUUUUUGUUUGCUAUAUGGAUAUGAAAGAGUUAAGAAUUAUAGACUGUGUAACUUUUUCUUUUCGACGCGAGCAAUAGUAUAUUAAAGUACUAUGAGAUUAUAUUAUUGCAAUUACAGUAUGAAAGAGCAUUUUAUUUGUCUGUUAAAGUGAGGCAAUAAGAACGAACCGUUAAUUGAUAUUUAAAGUUCCCACAAAUGUGUGAUUUUUAAUAGUUUAAAAAGUAUUUUUUUAAUUAUUUUCGCGAUAAAAAUUACGUUUUGUAGGAAAUUUUAAAUAUUCUUCUAAAGUCUGCUUUUAUGACAAAUAAUCAGUCGUGCUAAAUUUUAUUACUUGUGGAUGCAAAACUAAUGCGUAAACGAUGAUUAAUUUCAACACUUUUUUAAAAACGCUACAAUUACUUUUCAUAUCCAUCAAAAAAAGCAAUUCAAAUAAUGAUUAUUAAUUUUCCUUUCUUGUAAACUAAUUUGCUUAGAAAAAAUGAAAAAAAAAAUAAUAGCACUCGUUACUAGUUAAUAUUAUAGUUUGGUCAAAAUAAUAUUAUAAAUGAAAAUACAAAAGCGAAAAAUAAGACAAAAGUAUCCAUACCCGAUUUGUUACCCAUAUGCUAACAAAUAAAAGUCAAAAGAGCUGUAUUGAAAGGUGUUAUCACCUUUGGCGGAGGCCUUUUAUAAUUGUAAGAUUGAUGAGAUUAUUUAAUUGAAGAAAAGUUCACGAGUGUAGAAGCGAGCAUUUUAUGAAUUUACUAAUGGUGCAUUAACGAUUGUAGAAAAAAUGAGAGAGAGAAAAGAGAUCCAAGUAUUUUCGAGGUGAUGAUAUCGCUGUAGCGCGAUUCAUUUUGUAUGUACAGGCAUUGCGAUACACGGUAUGAAUCCUUUAGACUUUUGUGUUUGUACAUAGAAAGCCUUUAUGUAGUCAUAUGACACGAAGCUGAAUAUACACAUUUAUUUAUUUAUGCGUCGACGAGACAUUAUUAUUUACAAAGAGGAAUACAGAUUAUCAAACGCGGGAUACAGAACGUGAAAAUAAAAUUCAAAAAUAUGGAGUUUAUUACUCCGCGCAUUAUCGAUGAACCUUAACCAUUUAAUGUAUAUCAAAUUAAGAGCACAAAGUAACCAGAAACUUAAUCGUGUUGAUGCGUGAGCAAAAUUAAUUAGCGAGGCUUUUCGAAUCACAAAUUUAGUGCCAAUUUCUUUUAAUUCCAGUCAGCAAAAGGCGUUAACUUAAUUAAUAUAUUUCAUUUUCAUCUUGUAUUUAUGUAAUCGUUUUUAUCGUUAAAUCGGUGAAAUUUGUCACGUCGCCAUUUCGUAUAUGCGUUUUCACUGCGUCACGGCUAUUGCCGGUCUUCGGAUUAUGAAGACCAAGCACUUAGCACCAUUUGUCUGGAGAAGACGCGAAAAUUUGUAAAUAAUUUUAGAAAAAA
Nasonia vitripennis (jewel wasp) is the source of this 6199-nucleotide messenger RNA. RefSeq names its product trafficking kinesin-binding protein milt (gene milt). Bases 1679 to 4267 code for a protein of 862 amino acids. NCBI's taxonomy places the organism in Eukaryota, Metazoa, Arthropoda, Insecta, Hymenoptera, Pteromalidae. The transcript has 8 exons. The record is from RefSeq and is a predicted model, not a curated record.